Molecule: messenger RNA, 4112 nt
Organism: Galendromus occidentalis (western predatory mite)
Lineage: Eukaryota; Metazoa; Arthropoda; Arachnida; Mesostigmata; Phytoseiidae
Exons: 9
Coding region: 30-4079 (1349 amino acids)
Biological process (GO): siRNA processing
Cellular component (GO): nuclear RNA-directed RNA polymerase complex
Molecular function (GO): RNA-directed RNA polymerase activity
Source: RefSeq, a predicted model, not a curated record
GGCGAUCACGCGAAGUAUUUCCGGAGAAGAUGGGACUUACCGAGAAGCUUGAAAUCGACGUUCUGUCAACGGACAAGAUCUCGAAGAAGAUUUUCAACGAGAAGUUCGGAGCUGAACCGCCGAGUACAGAGCUCAUCCGGAUUGAGAGCGACACCUUGGGAAUAUCGGGGUGGUACAAGUAUCGGUGCUCUUUCGAUUUACCCCCAAGCCUCGACAAGUUCCUGUACGUUGUUGACCGCUUCUGCCAUUUGUUUGAAGGCGACGCGCGCAUAGACGCCGAUCCUCUGAUAGAAGAUAUCGAGGACGAGGUCGAAAGUGAGCACAAGUUCGCGAAAGUCCAUCAUUUUGCUCUGGGGGCUUGGAUGGGUCUGAGCCGCUUCAUCGAAAGAUUCUCAAGUCAACGAAAUGACAGCGUAUGCAGGUCAAUCAGUCGCAUCCAGGCCAGUUUCUUCUAUGAUAGACGUUUCAUGGAGAUUUACUUCGAAGACCACAUGGCAGGUCACAAGAGGCACGAUGUUUACAAACUGAAGAUCGCAUACGAAGACAUCACGCAAAUCGUUAUAAAGAAGGAGCUAAGGAAUCGCGACGCCUUCCACGGGAUCAGCAACAAGAAAGAACCCAAGAGCUUAUUCUUGCACGUCAAGAAAAUCGCAGCCUACAGGUGGAGCGACCAAGAGAAAGAGGCCUAUGAGUACUUUUUCGACGGUGAAUGGGAAAGAACGCCGAAUUUCGGCGCGCUGAAAGGUCCAACUUACUGCGGAUGUGUGGGAACUGCCACUGUUGUCAAAUUCAAACUGGAUCCGGAAUCCACGAGAGGAGAGAAUCGCAUGGACGCCAUUUAUGGUCUUCUCGGAGCAGCGAACGCGCCCGUGUAUUUCGCGAAUGUUCUGACGGUCGGUAUGCCGAAAAAUGUCCAACCUCUCGCCUGUGACAAGGCUCCGCAGGAGAUACGAUGGGCUCUGUCCUGCAUACACAGUCUCUCGCCUGAGAUUUCUCUGAAGAUGGCUCUGGAGGGGAAUAGCAAAGAGAUUCAGGAAAUCCUCGUCACUUGUGCGAAAGAAGACAGCUCUUCUCUCGCGAGUGCCCUAUACAAUAUCUACUUUAAUCUUCAUAACUAUUCAUUGAUUGAUAUUGAGCUGGCGAUCAAGGAUUCCUUCUCGAGCGCAAGAAAAGGCAAAAGUUCAGGGACCAGCAUCAUCAAUCAAAAGUUGCCCCAGGACCUUUAUCUCGUGAAGAGAGCCAUCGUUUGUCCCAGUAAGACCAUUGUGAAACCGCCAACGGUUGUGAGGGUCAGCGCUCUACUGCGUAGUGUCGACCCGGAGAAAGUUAUGUGUCCAUCGCAGAGAAAAUCAAGAGGGGCAUCAAAAUCGACGGGGAAAACUUACUAUUUCCUCGGCAACUCCAAAAGUCAAGCGGAAGACUUUAGUUUCUGGGCGUACGCGAUUGAGAAGGGGGAUACGGACACCAUAUCUUCGGUGAGGGAGCGACUCGGCAUCACGGGGAAUCUCGCAAGGAGAAUAGCUGUUCAAGAUCUCGUUUUCGCCGAAGCUCUGGGGGCUGUCUCCAUCGAUCCUUCGUGGGUCAGCGAAGAAAGUGAAGACGUCCCAGCUGCGUCAGACUUCAAGCAUGGCAUUGGCCGCAUAUCGGAGGCGGCUCUUCGCACGGUCGUCGAAAACUGUCAUUGGAGCAGAACUCUUUGUUCGGCUAUUCGCGUGGUUCACGGGGGUCGAAGAGGCACCCUCGUCUACGACCCUUCUCUCGAGGGUUCGAGAAUAAUUUACAGGAAAUCCCAGACAGUCAUCAAAAGCGAAGAUUCUACGCUCUAUCUGAUCGAGAGGAGUGAGAUAAAGAAUGCCGCCUUCGACAGAACCUUCAUUUCCACGCUGAGCAGCAAGGCCGACGGACUCACAGAGGAGUUCUCUGUCGAGGAUUUCUUGACUCCCUUGUAUGAGCUGCUGACGGAGCCACUAUCUUUGUAUUCGACGGGAGCUCGAGUGAAGCGAGUCGCCGCGGAGCCGGUCCUGGAUCACAUUUUCAGGGAAGGAGAGGAUUUGUACGGAUACGACAAACGCGGCGAUGGUUUGUUCCGCCAAGCAGUUCGCUGCAAAGCGCUGAAGGCUCUCCGAGACCUGAAGAAGCUCAAGCAGCAUAUGACGAAUGCGUAUGAGAUAAUGCCCGUCGUGGAUGAGCUCGAACUCUUAGAGGAAGGCGAAGUAUUCAUUCAAGUUUGCUCACCUGGAGGUGAUCUCCGUGUUCUCAGCGGGGACCUUGUCUUGGCUCGGAAGGAUGCCAUGCACCUCGAGGAAUUCCGGCGGGUCACCGCAGUCAAUCGCCCAGACGUUGUCGGGGCGCUUGGACACUUAUUCAAUUGUGUCGUUUUGCCGUCCAAAGGUGGCUCGAGACCGCUGGAAUUCUUGGCGAGAGAGGCGAGUUAUGCGGGGGAAUCAGACAUCAUCCUGAUCGCCAGCCAUCCUGAUGAGGAGCCCGCGUUCCUCUUCAAGAGAAACGAUCCACCGCGCUCCACGUCAAUCGCCGUGGGACCUGCAGUAGAUUCCGGCUGUGAUAUAGAGACGCACUUUUUUAACUAUUUGUCCUACGUGAGCUUCAAUGAUUUCGAAGAAGUUUUCUGCGCUCUGGCCGACUACCUUCCGCAACAUGCGUCUUCCGAAAGCUGCAUCCGAGCAGGAGCCCAACAGCGCCUCCUGGACAAGUAUCGGCGCGGAGGAAGAGAGGGCGCGCCUCUCCCGAAAGUUGUCAAGUUCCCUCAUUUCUUGGAGAAAAUCAGCGAUGGGAAAACUUAUUGCUCAACUCGUCCUCUGGCUCACAUCUACCAGAAGGGCAGGGCUAUCGACACCAAAUACUUCGAAGAAACACUAAUGAUGACUGACGACGUAACCUUCCAGCCCGAGUUACAAGUCGAGGGCUCCCAAGUUUUUGCUGAAGUCGCGGAACGGGAUAUGCGUUCAUUCAAGAGGGAGCUCGGGGGCAUCGCUGCCUUGCAUGAAAUCUCAGUCGACGAAGUUCUCACCGGAACGAUCUUUUCGAAUCGAGGUCAAUACUCCUCAAGUGAACGUAGGAGUAAUAUCGAGGCUACAGUGAAGCUCCAAGUGAAGCACUUGGCAUUGAUCUGUAGACGGAGGUUCAAGAAAGGCGUGGAGAAAGCUUCGGAGGUCGAAGUCCUGCAGAAAAUAUCUGCUUAUUAUGUUGCGUCACGAGAAUUCCCGGACGGUGGGGGCUACGCCUUCCCGUGGAUGCUGCCAGACUUGAUGCGAAACUUGAUCGAGCGCUUGGAGCCGAAGCGGCCACUAGUUCCGGAUUCUGAGCUUUUGGAAAAGCUCCGCGCAUCGCUAGCUGAUUGCGGAGAUGUGAAGCUUGCAACGCAUGCGAAUAUUGGGAAAAUUUUAACAAAAUGGUAUCGUGUGAAUCGAAAUGUCUUCCCCUUUUCACCCGGCGACUCAGAGUACUUCAGCGAGAAGUUUCGUGACUUUGUGCGGCAAGCUCACGGGAAAGCUAUCGAAGUUUUCGCAGGCUCUGAGGAGGAAGAGAAUUGUUCUUCCCGAGUCAUGAGCAAUCCCCAAGAUCUACUGGCGGAAACAUUUCGGCAAUUUUUCCUUCUGUCCGUCGAGGAACCUAUAGUGAAGUUCGGAAGAGACCAAUUAUUCAUGAUGGCCCUGCAAAGUCUGCAGUUGAAUACCCUGGCCCGUAUCACAGCCACCUGCUCACUCCGGACCUUGUUGGAUCCGAAGAAGAUAAUCAGGAAUACGAUCGAAAGCAAACGUAUACUGCUACCCUUGGACAUCAAAGACACCAAAUACAUACGAGCGACCGAGAGCGAUCUAAGGAAAUGUGAAGCGGAGCUGUGUGAUUUCACCGGUUGCUGCCGAGCGAAAAUACGUUUGGUGCCCAGACUCGAGACUUCGGAAUGUGAUUACGAGGAAAUUAUAGCCACUGGGACUUGGUUCGCUCUGGCGAAUCUUGAAAACGUCGUUUUACAGCCAGAGUUCCGAUCGGUGCGUCUCAGCAUCCGGCGGAAUGAAGAAAGGUUGCGCCUCCGCGAUCUGCAAGCAAAUGACAACUGACGAAUAAAGUAUCAUUCGUCGAGAAUUUUGAAA